AUGCCCUUGGGGAUUCUCGAGGCAAAGGACAUCGAGCGUGUUCCUGGCACGACUCGGUAUUUCGACGAUCCUUCUCAACCCCAGAUAGCUGAUGAGCAUCAUGGAAACCUCAAGCGCGUUCAAGUUGGGAAGGAAUCCAUCAUUCUUAUCCCUCAACCCUCCGACGACCCAAACGAUCCCUUGAACUGGUCACUUUUGCGACGCGACUUAAUCACCUUCCUCCUCUGCUUCGCCGGUAUACUUGCCACUGCGCUGGGUCCCAUCCUCGCUGCCAACACUCUUACCAUCUCCCAACUCUUCACCAAGGACUUCACCAAGGUCGCUCUGUUGACAGGAUACUUUCUGCUUGGCUGUGGUGCUGGUGCCAUAUUCUUCGUCCCCUCCGGUCGCAUUUGGGGAAAGCGUCAUUCAUUUCUCAUCGGCAUACUCAUUCUUAUUGCCUCGAGUGCGUGGGCUGGGUCGGUCGGAACAAAUUAUGGAAGUUUCAUUGGUGCCAGGAUCGUCCAAGGCGUCGGAUGUGCGCCUUAUGAGAGUUUAUUGAAUGCUGCUGUCGGCGACCUCUAUUUUGUUCAUCAACGAGGAGUGCGGAUGGCGUUUACGAACUUGGCAGUGUUUGGUGGCGCUUUUUUUACUCCCAUCUUGGUCGGUAGAAUCACCGCGUCAUUGGGAUGGAAAUGGACCUUCUAUUUCGUUGCUAUAUUUCUUGCCGCUACCCUGCCAGCGGUUUUCUUCUUGUGCCCCGAGACGGCCUAUCGUCGGGACGCGAACCUGAACACUGAUACUACAGGCGACCUAGGAAUAGAAUUGACGACAAAAGACAAACAUCAGACUCCCCCACCGCAGCAAGAGUCCGGAUUCUCGGCCUCUCAACCACUUGACAAGCCUGCUGCAGGUUUUACGUUCUUUCCCUCCUCGAAUGCCCUUCAACCCAUUGGAAACGCCAACACACCAAAGAAAGACUUCCUUCAAUCGAUCUCGCUUUUCGAUGGACGGAAAACAGACGAACGAUACUGGGUCCUUCUUUUGCGGCCAUUCCCUCUCCUGGCACAUCCAGCAUUUAUUUGGGGCUGCCUCAUCCAAGGUGCCAUGAUCGGCUGGACAGUGUUCAUUGGAGUUAUCGUGGCAGCCAUGUUCAUUGGAUCUCCUUACUACUGGGAUGAGGUAAAUGCUGGAUACACUUACGUUGGACCCUUCAUUGGUGCUGUCCUAGGCUUCGUCUUGGCUGGCCUGUUAGCCGACUCCAGCGUCAAAUACAUGACCAAGCUGAACAAGGGUAUCUAUGAACCUGAGUUUCGCAUUCUUCUAGUAAUUCCCAUGAUGAUCAUCGGAGGAAUUGGACUAUACGGGUUUGCCUUGACAGCCCCCGGUGUUAUAGAGAAGAAGUACUCGUACCCUGUCCCGUUGCUCUUUUUCGGCUUUGAGGUUGCAGGCAUGGUUAUCGGAGCUGUUUCCAGCUCCUUGUAUAUCGUCGACGCGUACCGGGAUUUGACGAUUGAAGGAUUCACAAUCAUGAUCGUCUUCAAGAACUUCUUCAGUUUCGUCCUGACGUUCUUUGCCUUCGACUGGAUCAACGAGGGUGGUAUUGAACGGACAAUGAUUUCGAUUGCUUCAAUCCAAGUUGUAGUAUGCCUUCUUAGCAUACCAAUGUAUGUUUAUGGCAAACGCGUGCGCGCUUUCUACUACCGUCAUGACUUGCUUGAUAUGACUGGCCUUCGAUAA
Molecule: messenger RNA, 1719 nt
Organism: Fusarium sp. VM40
Lineage: Eukaryota; Fungi; Ascomycota; Sordariomycetes; Hypocreales; Nectriaceae
Source: the annotation of a GenBank genome assembly